CACACAGAUGCAGGAUUAAAGUGAUGGAAAAUCUCUCUCACUCCAACAGUAUUUCAAGACCACACUCAAAAUUAUUUGGACUUGCUAUCUUAGAUGUGGCCUUUAAAGUUCACUAUAUGACCUUGUCACUGGCCCCUCAUUGGUUGGUGCCAAGACGGCUCCUAGUCCGUACGAAUGAUCACGGGAGUAUAUUUUAGCGACAGACUUCUUCAACGAUGGGCUCUAUAAUGACAAGUGAAAAACGAAUUGGGACUCACAACGGUUGCUUCCACUGUGACGAAGUGCUAGCAGUUGUCCUACUCAAAUAUCUUCCUGAAUACAAAAAUGCUACCAUAGUGCGAUCUCGCGAUCCAGACAUACUGUCUACUUGCGAUGUGGUCGUUGACGUUGGUGGUGUUUAUGACCCUGAAACACUUCGUUUUGAUCACCAUCAGAAGGAUUUCUCGUUAACAUGGUCGCAAUAUUUCGGCGUGAAGAUGUGGGAUGUUAAACUAAGCAGCGCUGGACUGGUGUACGUACAUUUUGGCAAAAGAGUACUCUCUCUUCUGACUGGCCUUGAAAUUGGACACGAAGUACUAGAAAAGAUAUACAUGAAAAUAUAUGAAUCGUUCAUUUUAGAAAUUGAUGGGCAAGACAACGGUAUUCCACAGUCUAAAACUCCAUUGAAGUACAAUAUAGGCACUAGUUUAUAUUGCAGAGUUCGACGACUUAAUCCUUGGUGGAAUAACGAAUCAGAGGAAUCAGAAACUGCAUUCCAAAGAGCAAUCAACUUAGUCAGUCGUGAAUUUCUUGAUACUGUGGACUACUUUACUAAUUGCUGGUGGCCUGCGCGAAAUAUUGUAGCUAAAGCAAUGAAUGUUCGUGGAGAUGUAGAUUCAUCGAGAACUAUCAUAGUACUAGAUAGAUCCUGUCCAUGGAAGAGCCAUCUAUUUGACUUAGAGCGUGAAGAACGUAUGGAAACAGUCGUUUAUCCGGAACCACUCCGUCAAACAAGUUAUCGUCCUAUACCAAAGUUUCCCCCUCAAAUUCUCUUUGUCAUACUACCAUCAGAUGGUAAUUGGGUUGUUCAAGCCGUACCAAAAGACAAGUUUGGUAUUCGGUUACCAUUCCCUACCGACUGGCGUUCACUUCAAGAUGAUCAAUUGUGUGCGAUGACUGGAAUAUCAGGUUGCAUUUUUGUGCAUAACUGUGGUCAUUUAGGUUCCAAUAAAACACGUGACGGUGCAAUUGAAAUGGCACGUUUUGUUGUAAAUGAAUCAAAACUUCAACAGGAGAAUGUUAUUCGGACUGCCUUAACUCCACCAAAAUUCAGCCGUGGUCGUGGUCGCAAGUCUUUUGUGAAUAACCGUAAUAAAAAAUGUUAGUUUCUCUUUGUUUUUGGAGACCCUAAUUUUUUAAGAAGAACCGAAGUAAGAGUUUCGAAAUUUUUAUUUCAUUACUGAGUCAUUAUUUUUUAAACAAUCAGCUGUGUACCUGAAAUUUUUGAGCAUAUCGAUAUUUAUUUUUAUUAAUUCGUAUUGUGUAAUUCUUUUAUUCUUAUUUCCAUAACUCACUCGUAAGAUUUAUGAAUGUAAUUAUUUGCGUUCUUGCAUUUGCUGUACAAGCCAUGUAUAACGAAAUUAACCUGAUUUAAUCACUGUUUAUACAACCGCGGAAUAUUUAUAUUCCUUCUUAUUUGUUGAUAUUUUCAUAAAAUAACUUUACUUCAACCUGUUUCUCCUUAUUUUUUUUAUUGUUUCUUUCGUACUUUGUGUUACUUUUCUAAAUAAAUAAGGAACAUGUCUCCUAGAGAUUUUUUGGAUAGUUGGUGGAUUUAAGGUUGAAUGUAGUUUGUUCAAUCCGAUAAUCAUGCGCACAUUCGAAUUUGUAUUCUCUUCGUUCAUUAAAAUCAUUGUUUUGAUUCUCAUAUCAUGAAUUGUGUGGUUGUGAGUUCUUGAAUUUUUCGUUGUCAUACCAUUAAGGACACUGCUCCAACAAUUCUGGUUUCCAGGAUAGGUCAAAUUUAGUUUCUAACCUGGUUCAUUCUUAUGUAGAGGGGAAUUCUCGCCUCUCACAUUAGGCUUAUUUUAGUUGCCAAAGUUCAUAGUCCCAAUGAUUUCGGAUUUGGUAAGGUGACACGAUGACAAUGUCUUACUUGCCUAAUUGUCCAUCUUAUCCGAAUCACAACUGGAAGUUGAGCUGACACCGCGUCCAUCAAGCCGCCAGAUGCCGCAGUUACGAUUAGACAAAAUUGCUUCCGUUAGUAAAUCCACUCUAUCUUUUAUUAUUUUGAUUACUUUUUUGUAUCUAGCUUAGCUGUGUCUGGAACAUGUUUGUGUUCCGUAGGCUGUUUUGUAAUCACUCCGUAUUUCGUAUGAUAGCCCAACUUACGCUUCGCUAUACGAAAAUUCUUGUCGUUAACUAAUUUCUCUUUUAUGAAUUUGUAGACAUUAUCAGGAAGUUGGGGACGUGGUCAAUUUUCGCGUAAUCUAAAAGCACUUUAGUGAGACAUAUGAAAAUAUAAUCUGGAAUUCAGUUUACUGCUUUUAUAAAUACUUUUUUUAGUAUUUCAAAGUCUGCUCAAAUAGUUUGUUAUAAAACGGGACGGAUAACAAUUUUUUUUAAUGCAAUUAUACUUUCACUACAACUAAUUAAUCGCAAUUUAGUCUAAUAUCUUUACACUUCCCAUCACCUACAACUGUUAUCGAUACCCAGAUAAGUCAUUUCAAGAUAAACUGCUAGUUAUUGUCGAUUCUCACUUUAUUCGAUUAGUGCCUUUGUGUACACUCUUACUGGUGGUAUGCUUUUUGCAUGAUUGGUUUCGUGGCUCACAACCUGUUGGCCAAAUGAUUCUUUUUCUUUGGAAUAAAUAAUAUACUGCUUCCUAACAUUUUCAUUUGCAUCAUGGAUUCUAGUUUGUAAAUAUACUUAAGUCUUCGAAUUACCUAGUUGGGAUAUGGUGUGUGGCUGUUUAUAUUUGUGUGGUUAAACAACGAUAUAGUGCAGUGAUUUUCAAAUAUAUUGACUCGUGUUUAGAUUGUAGCCAAAGCACAUUUCAUAUUAUUUAAAUAACUUCGAAACUUACCAGAUAUCUGAACCUAUUAUCCAGUCACCGCUACUUAAUACUGUAGUUUGGACCAGUUAGUUUUAAAAGAUUUCUCGUUAGGAAGUCAUAUAGAAACGUUAUUAAAUCAAUAGAUCAGAUAGCUCUAUUAAUCUUGGAAGUGACCUGAUUGUUAUCCACUUUCAGUCAGAGAUUAUUCCCGUUUUUACACAAACUUUCUAAUAUAUAUAUAUAAUAGGUUUAGAUAAUAUAUUCUAAUGUCCUUCUUAAAACGUUAAUUACCAUGUUAUCAGAAGUGAUAUAGUCAUUAUCAAUAAUAUUAGAUAAUCAAUAUGCCUAACCAUAAAUUUAUUUAUGGCUUUUCACCAAGUGGGUUGAAGGUAUCGUACUUGCUGCGAGACGUGAAUGUCUUUCAUCUAAUUCCUUGUAAAGUAGUAGGUAAAGAAGACUACUGUAUAAUCCUAAACUAUGGAGAAAUAAUUAUUCAGUUUUUAUUGAUUUUUUUUAUAAUCCUUCAGUUUUUGUCAGUCAAUGUAGAAAAAUAUUUUCAUAUUCUACCUAAUCUCCACGAACCUUCUAACUAAAUAUUGAUCAGCCAAAUUGAAACUAACCACCAUAUUUGA
This is a messenger RNA of Schistosoma haematobium, 3666 nucleotides long. Its product is annotated as UPF0160 protein myg1, mitochondrial. Gene Ontology annotation, cellular component: nucleus; cytoplasm. The coding region runs from base 216 to 1364 and encodes 382 amino acids. NCBI's taxonomy places the organism in Eukaryota, Metazoa, Platyhelminthes, Trematoda, Strigeidida, Schistosomatidae. The transcript is spliced from 6 exons. The record is from RefSeq and is a predicted model, not a curated record.